This is a messenger RNA of Cariama cristata (Red-legged seriema), 2522 nucleotides long. It is a transcript of the gene JAK2, whose product is annotated as Janus kinase 2. Gene Ontology annotation, biological process: cell surface receptor signaling pathway via JAK-STAT; intracellular signal transduction; cell differentiation. The annotation marks the transcript as partial. The record is from RefSeq and is a predicted model, not a curated record. The transcript is spliced from 17 exons. Gene Ontology annotation, cellular component: cytoskeleton; membrane; cytosol. Lineage: Eukaryota; Metazoa; Chordata; Aves; Cariamiformes; Cariamidae. Gene Ontology annotation, molecular function: ATP binding; histone binding; non-membrane spanning protein tyrosine kinase activity.
GAGGCUGAAUUUCAGUCAUUAAGAGAAGCUCUCUCCUUUGUAUCAUUAAUUGAUGGAUAUUACAGAUUAACUGCGGAUGCCCACCAUUAUCUCUGUAAAGAAGUAGCACCACCAUCAGUCCUUGAAAAUAUCCAAAGCAACUGCCAUGGACCAAUUUUCAUGGACUUUGCUAUCAGUAAACUGAAGAAAGCGGGUAAUCAGACUGGUUUCUACGUUCUUCGUUGCAGUCCUAAAGAUUUUAAAAAAUACUUCCUCACCUUUGCUAUAGAGCGUGAGAAUACCACUGAUUAUAAGCACUGCUUAAUUACGAAGAAUGAGAAUGGAGAAUACAAUCUUAGUGGAACCAAGAAGAGUUUUGGUAAUCUUAAGGAUCUGUUGACCUGUUACCAGACAGAAACUGUCCGUUCAGACAGCAUAAUUUUCCAGUUCAUCAAGUGCUGUCCUCCAAAACCAAAAGAUAAAUCAAAUCUCCUGGUCUUCAGAAGCAAUAGUGUUUCUGAUGUACCUUCAUCACCUACGCUACAGAGACACAAUAAUGUCAACCAGAUGGUCUUUCACAAAAUCCGGAAUGAGGACUUGAUAUUCGAGGAGAGUCUUGGACAGGGCACGUUUACUAAGAUUUUCAAAGGUAUAAGGAAAGAAGUGGGAGACUAUGGGCAGCUCCAUCAAACUGAAGUUCUCUUAAAGGUGCUGGAUAAAGUGCAUAGAAACUACUCUGAGUCCUUCUUUGAGGCAGCAAGUAUGAUGAGCCAGCUUUCCUACAAGCAUUUGGUGUUAAAUUAUGGAGUCUGCGUAUGUGGAGAGGAGAACAUCCUUGUACAAGAAUAUGUAAAAUUUGGAUCCUUGGACACAUAUUUGAAAAAGAACAAAAAUGUUAUCAAUAUCUUGUGGAAGCUGGAAGUAGCCAAACAGUUGGCAUUAGCCAUGCAUUUUCUGGAGGAUAAAGGCCUUGUUCAUGGGAAUGUCUGUGCAAAAAACAUGUUACUUAUCAGAGAGGAAGACAGAAAAUCUGGAAACCUUCCAUUUAUAAAACUGAGUGAUCCUGGCAUCAGUAUUACAGUUUUGCCAAGAGACAUUCUUCUUGAGAGAAUACCAUGGGUUCCACCUGAAUGUAUUGAGAAUCCCAAACAAUUAAGCCUGGCCACAGACAAAUGGAGUUUUGGUACUACUUUGUGGGAAAUCUGCAGUGGAGGAGACAAACCUCUGAGUGCACUGGAUUCUUCAAGAAAACUACAGUUUUAUGAAGAUAGGCACCAGCUUCCUGCCCCCAACUGGACAGAACUAGCAAACCUUAUAAACAAUUGCAUGGAUUAUGAGCCAGAUUUCAGGCCUUCAUUUAGAGCAAUUAUACGUGACUUGAACAGUUUGUUCACUCCAGAUUACGAGCUAUUGACAGAAAGUGAUAUGUUGCCAAAUAUGAGAAUUGGAGCGCUUGGAUUUUCUGGUGCUUUUGAAGAUCGGGACCCAACACAAUUUGAAGAAAGACAUCUUAAGUUUUUACAGCAACUUGGCAAGGGAAAUUUUGGCAGUGUUGAGAUGUGCCGGUACGACCCACUGCAGGAUAACACUGGGGAGGUGGUGGCUGUGAAAAAGCUGCAACAUAGCACAGAAGAGCACCUUCGGGACUUUGAAAGAGAAAUCGAAAUCCUUAAAUCUCUGCAGCAUGAUAACAUUGUUAAGUACAAAGGAGUAUGCUACAGUGCAGGUCGUAGGAAUCUGAGAUUAAUUAUGGAAUAUUUACCGUAUGGAAGUUUACGAGAUUAUCUGCAGAAACACAAGGAGAGGCUGGACCACAAGAAGCUUUUGCUGUAUGCAUCUCAGAUAUGCAAGGGCAUGGAGUAUCUGGGUACAAAAAGAUACGUUCACCGGGAUUUGGCAACAAGAAAUAUCUUGGUGGAGAAUGAGAACAGAGUUAAAAUUGGAGAUUUUGGAUUGACAAAAGUCUUGCCACAAGACAAAGAAUACUACAAAGUAAAAGAACCUGGUGAAAGCCCUAUAUUUUGGUAUGCUCCAGAAUCCCUGACAGAAAGCAAAUUUUCUGUGGCUUCGGAUGUGUGGAGUUUUGGUGUGGUCUUGUAUGAACUCUUCACGUAUAUUGACAAGAGCAAAAGCCCACCAGCUGAAUUCAUGCGCAUGAUUGGCAAUGACAAACAAGGGCAGAUGAUUGUAUUUCAUUUGAUAGAGCUUUUGAAGAAUAAUGGACGGCUACCAAGACCAGAUGGAUGCCCUGAUGAGAUUUAUGCAAUCAUGAAAGAAUGCUGGAACAAUAAUGUUACCCAGCGCCCUACCUUUAGGGAUCUUGCUCAGCGAGUGGAUCAUAUAAGGGACAACAUGGGUGGAUGAGAAAACUGUCCCUCCUUCAGAGGAUAUGUUGGAAUGCAGAACAAAAUGUCCUUGGUCUGCUGUGUAUAAUUGACAUAUGUGCACAUGUGCAUCUUACCUUUACUGGAAGUAAAAUCUAUGUGGCAAACACCCUAUCUCAAUCUGCAUACUGAGGAAUCCUGCUGGUUUUCUUUAUCAGG